GCGGUUUGUCGAGACAAGGCACGGCAAGGCAAGGCAGGCCCGACCCCGGUGAGUCCAGGCCAGGCCUGUCAGGUCAGGUCAGGGCGGGAAGAGGAAUUGCUUCUUUCGCGAUCACAGGAGGGGAAGGGAAUAAAAUGCAUGUUCGAUCGAAAUGAACGCGCGCAUUAGUUCUAGAGAUUGGCAUUUUGGAUCAUCGACUUGAUAAACCACGUGGGGUCGUUCGUGAGCUUCGGCCACGUGUCGAUUGAUCGGCGGACGUGCGCCAACUAGCAAUCUUGCAAGAUGAAGCUAACCGUGAAGACACGAAGCGGGCGCGAGAUAUUUCCCGGCGGCAUAGAACUCGAUGACGAAGCAACAGUUAAUGACCUGCAGAAGGCGAUUCAUGCCAGGAAUAAGAAGUGGUAUCCAGCGAGGCAGCGGCUGACUCUUCCUCCCCCUGACAAUCGCGCAAGGCCUAUCGUCUUGGAGCCUGGGAAGAAUCUUUCGACUUAUGUGCUGCCGGGCGGCCAUGCGAAUGUUGUUUUCAAGGAUCUUGGACCGCAGAUCGGAUGGAGGACCGUGUACUUCUGGGAGUACGUGGGCCCUCUCCUCAUUUAUCCCCUCUUCUAUUUCUUCAAGGACAAGCUGUAUCCGUGGUAUGGUGGCCGUACAGUGACUCACCAGGCGCAGACGGCCGCGCUUGUCUAUUUCUCCUUUCACUAUGUCAAGAGGAUUCUUGAGACCUUCUUUGUGCACAGAUUUAGCAAGGCCACCAUGCCUGUGUUUAAUCUAUUCAAGAAUUGCGGGUAUUACUGGGGGUUCGGGGCGUUCAUAGCGUAUUUUGUGAACCAUCCACUGUACAUGCCAGUUGGGGAGACGCAGAUGAUUUGCGGCUUUGCAUUCGCAGUUGUGUGCCAACUGUCAAAUCUGUACACGCACAUCAUUCUGAAGGGACUGCGGCCGGCAGACGGUGCGGGCGGAUACCAGAUCCCAAGGGGUUUUCUUUUCAAUUACAUAACUUGUGCAAAUUACACAACAGAGAUUGGCGGGUGGUUGGGAUUCAACAUCGCAACUCAGACGCUUGCUGGUUAUCUCUUCCUGCUGGCGGGAACUUAUCAGAUGGCACUCUGGGCUCUCGCCAGGCAUAAGCGCCUUCUGAAGUUGUUUGAUGGAAAGGAUGGACGACCAAAGUACCCACGUCGGUGGGUGAUGCUCCCUCCAUUUUUCUAGGUCGCAGCAGGAGGACUACGAAUCCGUCUGUUCUGACAGUGAUUCAAAACAUGUUACAGUGUUUGCACAGGGUGUUCUGGUUUUCAUCCACCCCCCCCCCCAUUGCAUAAUUUGCAUAUUUUAUUAUUUUCUAUUUCUAUUUCUGGGUGCUUAAUUUGCAUAUUUUCUAUUUCUAUUUCUGCGUGAUUUCUAUUUCUAUUGGGUCUUUUGCAUCCUCCGUACUUUUGCAUUUGGGUCAGCAUGAAGAGGUAUUAUGUCCUGUGUCCACCCCCUUGCAUUGCCAAUUCUUGUCCUCUCCCUCCCUCCCUUCCUCCCUCCCUCCCUCCCUCCCUCCCUCCCUCCCUCCCUCCCUCUACUCGACCAGUACUGCCUUUCCCUCUGUCCCUCCCUCCCCUCCGUACAUGCCAGUACUGCGUUUCCCCCCUAUUCAUACCAGUGUCCGGCAGCUGAGCAUUCUGGCGGUAGGGAAGCCCUUGUGGUGGCAUUUUACGGAUAUAUCCAAUGAUAUGAGCAACAUUCUUAUUGUGGUGGGCACAUUUUUUCAUCUCUCAAUUAGUAAAUUAUAUGAGUAGAUUUUUUUUCGGUUUUAUAUAUGGAAAUUGGAACAGUAUUGCAUAUGUGUAUGAAUGCAAGUGAGAUUUUUUUCUAAGAAAUAAAAAAGAUAUAAGGAAAGAAAAAGAGUGUGUCCUUAGGGACAUCUGUUAACAUUUGAACGAUAAAUGUUCCAAAUUAAA
Molecule: messenger RNA, 1943 nt
Organism: Chara braunii
Lineage: Eukaryota; Viridiplantae; Streptophyta; Charophyceae; Charales; Characeae
Source: the annotation of a GenBank genome assembly